UUGAGUUUUCAUUCAGGUAGGUAGAUGAGUGUGCAAUGUUAUGCAUUUUGAGCCAUGUCUCGAAAAGGAGAUCCCCUGGAAUUAUUCGAUAAAAUUGGCGGCCAUGAUCCUCAGCUGAACCUGGACAAAUGCCUGGUAAAUGCUUGCAUUGACGGUGACAUUGACACUGUCAUUGAUCUGCUGCAAAAGGGAGCAUCUGUUGAGGCAGAGACCUACACCCAGCAUAAUGCUUACUCUGGAGAGAACUACACUACCCCCCUAAUGGGGGCAGCCAAGGCCUCCAAGGAGCAGUACAAGAUUGCCAAGAUGCUGCUGGAAGAUGGAGCUGACGUGAAUACUGGAGAUAGAUACAAGGUCACACCCCUCCACACUGCCUGCCUUCACGGUCACAGCGACUGCGUCAGAUUGUUUCUUGAUGCUGGAGCUGAUGUCAAUGCUGGGACUGAAGACUACAACCGACCUGGUGUGUUUAAAAAGCCAUACAGCAAAGGAAGCACCCCGCUCCACCUAGCAGCCAAAAAGAGUCACAUAGGGUGCAUCGAGGUCCUCCUGACCCACGGCCAUGCCAACUACAACAAACGAGACUCCUACAACCUCACAUGUCUCAACUGGGCUGCCCAGAUUGGAAGUGAAGAGUGCAUUCUUUGUUUGCUGAGGCUGACCGAAGGGGAUAGUGUCUUCACGUGCAGUACACCUGGCACAGGUGACAUCCCGCUCCAUGACUGCGUCCGUCGAGGCUUGGUCAACUGCGUCAGAGAACUUCUCCUUCGAGGGGCGGACGUCAACCACCAAAACUCUGUGGGUCUCAACGCGCUACACUUUGCCUCGCUGCCGUCUGGAAACUUCUCCAUCGAGAUGAUGGAGACCCUAUUGGCCUAUGGUCGGGAGGUGGAUGUUGAUCAGCCAAUUGGAGGGACUGGUUCAUCUCGAUACAAUCAUGGAAUGACAGGUAUCAAACCACUGAAGUUGGUUGCCUUUGAGCCAAAUAUUGAUGUUCACCUGCACAACUUUCACACAGCUGAGUUUCGUCUCAGUCGCACCUUCAAACUCAUCACCUCCGACCCCAGCCGACCUACGCGGCGCCCUCAAUGCGCAAUCCAUCUCAUACAGCACGGCGCAGAUUUCAACCUCAGUUAUCGCGGACAGACGCUUCUACAGCAAGAGGUGUACAAUGAGGAUGGCGACGAUUCGGUGCUCACUGCAGUGGUGCGUGCCGCUUGGAUUCUCCCGGUUCUGGACCGGCCACCGGGGAUGCUCGCCGAGGACGUCAGCGAUAUCGCCAAGGAGAAGCUGAAGUGGCUUAGGGAACUUUUCAGCUCACCUAGGAGCUUACAGCACUGCUGUAGAGUUACUCUUAGAAAGAUUCUCAGCUGCAGGAAGCUGAACAGGGUGAAUGAACUACCCUUACCAACAUCGCUGCAAGACUACUUGCUUCUUAAAAGCUAGUUGUUCAAAUCAAUAACCGGAACUAAGUGAUGAAUAAGUUUUAAUGGUGACUGAGAGAUUUGCAAGAAUAGUGUAAACUUUGGUUAAAGGUAGUGGACACUAUUGGUAAUUACUCAAAAUAAUUAUCAGCAUAAAACCUCACCUGGUAACGAGUAAU
Molecule: messenger RNA, 1603 nt
Organism: Asterias rubens (European starfish)
Lineage: Eukaryota; Metazoa; Echinodermata; Asteroidea; Forcipulatida; Asteriidae
Product: serine/threonine-protein phosphatase 6 regulatory ankyrin repeat subunit A-like
Exons: 6
Coding region: 55-1446 (463 amino acids)
Biological process (GO): intracellular signal transduction
Cellular component (GO): nucleus; cytoplasm
Molecular function (GO): protein binding
Source: RefSeq, a predicted model, not a curated record